AAGGAUGAAUCACCAUUACAUUUUCGGCCAUGUGAUGUCGCCCUAUGAGUGUGUGUCUGUGUGUGUAUGAAGUGAAGAGGGAGGACGUCACACACUGAAUUCUUGAAAAGCUCAUCAAAUUAUGUGUGUUUUGACCGGUUUUCUCAAUCUGUUUGGCAUCUAGUCGGAGCAAUUUCAGACGUUUUGGCUCUCGGGAAGGAAUGGCCAUGACGCUUCAAGGAUCUGUCUUGACCAAUGGAAACACUGCCACGAACUUUGUUCCUCUCAAACUGGAACCCAACAACAAAGACUCACCGGAAGUGUUUCUGAACGAAGCCAGCAAUGGUUUUGGUGAUUGUGAAAAGAAUGGAUUGAACAAUGGUGAAGUUAUUGAGGAAGUUAAAGAAACACCUAGUGAAGAGCCAGUCAUUGAUAUUACAAUCAACAAUGUGGUAUGCAGUUUCAGUGUUAAAUCCCAUCUCAACUUGAAGCAGAUAGCUCAGAGUGGCUACAAUGUUGAGUACCGUAGAGAAAAUGGGAUGGUAACCAUGAGAUUACGGAAACCAUACACUACAGCUUCAAUCUGGUCCUCAGGAAAAGUUACCUGUACAGGGGCAACAAGUGAGGAUGAAGCCAAACAGGCCGCUAGACGAAUCACUCGUUCGGUCUCCAAACUAGGCUACCCAAAAUUACGCCUAGUAAAUUACAGAGUAGUCAAUGUUCUGGGAACUUGUACAAUGCCUUUUGCGAUAAAAAUAACGCCUUUUUCAGCCAAACACAGAGAUAUAGCCAGUUAUGAACCUGAAUUGCAUCCUGGAGUUACAUAUCGUCUCAAGGAACCUAAGGCCACCCUAAAAAUCUUCUCAACAGGCAGCAUUACAGUUACAGCGCCAUGCGUGGGUAACGUCCAAUCAGCCAUCGAACACAUAUACCCCCUAGUGUUCGAAUUUCGUAAAGAACGAUCUCCUGAAGACAUACGAACAAUGCAAGCCACCAAACGGUCACGCGGGUUCAAACGCAAGUGUUCCUCAGAUUUUGGCUUCGAAGCUGAUGAAGAGUGUAUCGCAAUCGACGACGAAGAGGAGGCGGAAGACUUUGACAGUGAUCAGAGCCACGAUUAAACCGUUCAGAAUCACCAACUAAAAUUACGUAUCACAGCAACCGAAUCGUGGGUCGAGUCGUUGAAAGCAAAUUCAGACUCAAGUUGGAAAUCUCUUUGGUGCUCUUCUUCCCCUUCCUGAAAUCCGUUUGGCCACUUCGCUGUCAGUACGACCAAACCUUUUUCAGCUUUCACUCUUUCGAUCCCAACGAUCUUGUAUACUAUCAUCUAAUUUUUUCCCCCCUCACUUCUCCUCCCUUUCUCUACACCCUGUCACUAGCUGUUCGAACUUUCAGUUAUCAGUUUUUUCGAGGCGGAUUCACCUUUCAUUCGCGACCUUUCGUUGGUUGGCCACUAUCGAGGUUAAUAAUUGUUGUUCAGUUCAAUUUUUUUAUUUUUUUUUUCUAAUUCUCAUGAAUACUCUUCUCGAUUUAGUAGUCCCACCAACCAAACGUUUUACCGUUAGGCUAAAGCUUAAGGUCGUGUGUCAGAUGUGAAACAGUCUUCCGCUCCUUUUGGACAUUGCGACUUUUGAAUUCUGACGAAAAAAGAGUUGACGGAAAUCAGCGUUCAAACUCUAUUUAACCCUCUCAAACGAUUUUCAUCUUCAUUUUGCGUCUGAAGAAAGGAUACCCAUUUUCGAAGAGACGACAAGCACUCGUCAAAAAUAACGAAACAAAAAAAAAAGUAAUUUAGGUCCAGUCGAUUCUUAAACAAAUCGCCAGCCUUUCUCCUAUUCACCACGUUUGAUUGUAGUUUAAAACAGUUAAUAUUUCGUUCUUCGAAAUGGUGCUUAAGGCUGUCGGCCUGCUUUUGAGUAUCCUUAAUUUGUCUUUCGUUUCGUUUACCCCCCUAAUUUUUUUUUUCCUCCUCGGUCGUGUCCCAUGUUAUAGUCUACAAUGUACAAUUACGCUCUUCUGGAACACGGGCACGUGCCCUAAAUUUUCGUGUUAAACAUGGAACAAAAUUUUGGUUCGCAGGUUCCGCUUUUUCUGCUCCCUCUCAAUACAGAAACUGACGAAUCCUUAUUUCCCUAGAUUUGAAACUAAGAUCCACCCAGAAGAAUGAGAACACAAGGAGUCAUCAGAAUCGUUCAAAUUGUAUUGUUUUUUUUUCUGCCCUUCACGAACGACUGCGAAGUCCAGUCACCAAAUUGCCCUCCGAUUGCUCCUCAGCUCUAGCCCCCCUCCUCCCCCCCCCCCCACUCCCCCUGAAAGCGGGUUGAUUGCCUCAGUUCAGCGAGCAAUAACAAUCGGAUGAUACCAAUGCUUGUGAGUGAGUGUGCGAAUGCGUGUGCGUGUGUGAGUGUGCGUGUCAAACUUACCUUCCAAUCGUCCUUGCCCAACGGUUCUCAAUAAACGAGAUUUUCCAGAUGA
Messenger RNA from Daphnia pulicaria, 2454 nucleotides. Its product is annotated as TATA box-binding protein-like 1. NCBI's taxonomy places the organism in Eukaryota, Metazoa, Arthropoda, Branchiopoda, Diplostraca, Daphniidae. The record is from RefSeq and is a predicted model, not a curated record. The transcript has 5 exons. Gene Ontology annotation, molecular function: general transcription initiation factor activity; DNA binding. The coding region runs from base 201 to 1100 and encodes 299 amino acids. Gene Ontology annotation, biological process: DNA-templated transcription initiation.